UUGCAGCUGAGCCAGAAGCACUGGGGAGGGGGCGGCCACCGCUGCAGAGACGCGCGCGCGCCGCCGCCCUUCCCCCUCCCCCGCCCCGCCCCGCCCCGCCCCUCCCGCCGCGCUCCCGGGGUGGGGGCUGCCGCCGGCCUCUAGUCCGGCCAGGAGCCGUCGGUCGGUCCCUGCCUCCCUCCCGCACUCCCCCCGCUCCGGCCCCUCGCCGCCUGGGCCGCCUGGAAGGGCCGGGAGCCGCAGCGUUCCGUAAUCGAAGGUUUUGGGUCGGGCUGCUCGGGCGGCGGGCGCUGCGUUCCGAAAGCGAAGCUCGGCGGCGGCGGCGGCGGCGUUCGGAAGCGGAACUCUCCUGGGGCCGCGGCGGCUACAUUGUUUCCUCCUCCUCCCUCCCCGCCCCGGGCCGCGCGGCGGUCCCCUCGCCUCGUCCCGGCGCUCGGGCUCUCCCGGCCGCUUCCCGCUCCUUCCCUCCUGCGCUCCUUUGUGCCCCUCCUGCCGGGGACGCCCCCCGCCCCCCAGCCCCCCAGCCCCCGGCCGCAUGGACCGCCCCGCAGCCCACUGAUGUCGCCGGCGGCGAGGUGGGCCGGACCGCAGCGCUCGGAGAGAGCUCUAAUGGUACCAAGUGACGGAUCCUUCUUGUGAGAGUUGGACGUCAGAACUCAAGAUGUCGGCAAUCCAGGCCGUCUGGCCAUCCGGUACAGAAUGUAUUGCCAAGUACAACUUCCACGGCACAGCCGAGCAAGACCUGCCCUUCAGCAAAGGGGAUGUGCUCACCAUAGUUGCUGUCACCAAGGACCCCAACUGGUACAAAGCCAAAAACAAAGUCGGCCGGGAAGGCAUCAUCCCAGCCAACUAUGUGCAGAAACGGGAAGGAGUGAAAGCCGGCACCAAGCUGAGCCUCAUGCCGUGGUUCCAUGGAAAGAUCACUCGGGAGCAGGCAGAGAGGCUGCUCUACCCCCCAGAGACAGGCCUGUUCCUGGUCCGAGAGAGCACCAACUACCCGGGGGACUACACACUGUGCGUGAGCUGCGAGGGCAAGGUGGAACACUACCGAAUCAUCUAUUCUGCCAGCAAACUCAGCAUCGAUGAGGAGGUCUACUUUGAGAAUCUCAUGCAGCUGGUAGAGCACUACACCACCGAUGCCGAUGGACUCUGCACUCGCCUCAUCAAACCAAAGGUCAUGGAGGGGACUGUCGCAGCCCAAGAUGAGUUCUCCCGAAGUGGCUGGGCUCUCAACAUGAAAGACCUCAAGCUGCUUCAAACCAUUGGCAAGGGCGAGUUUGGGGAUGUGAUGCUCGGGGACUACCGGGGGAACAAAGUCGCCGUUAAGUGCAUUAAGAACGACGCCACCGCUCAGGCCUUCCUGGCAGAAGCUUCAGUCAUGACGCAACUCCGGCAUAGCAACCUUGUGCAGCUACUCGGGGUGAUCGUGGAGGAGAAGGGGGGCCUUUAUAUCGUUACGGAGUACAUGGCCAAGGGCAGCCUCGUGGACUAUUUGCGAUCAAGGGGCAGGUCGGUGCUGGGUGGAGAUUGCCUCCUCAAAUUCUCCCUGGACGUGUGUGAAGCUAUGGAGUACCUGGAGGCCAACAACUUUGUGCACCGGGACCUGGCGGCCAGGAACGUGCUGGUGUCCGAAGACAACAUCGCCAAGGUCAGCGACUUCGGCCUCACCAAGGAGGCCUCCAGCACCCAGGACACCGGGAAGCUGCCCGUCAAAUGGACGGCCCCUGAGGCCCUGAGAGAAAAGAAAUUCUCCACCAAGUCUGACGUGUGGAGUUUUGGGAUACUCCUCUGGGAAAUCUACUCCUUCGGCCGAGUGCCUUAUCCGAGAAUCCCUCUGAAGGACGUGGUCCCAAGAGUGGAGAAGGGCUACAAAAUGGACGCUCCGGAUGGCUGCCCAGCCGCCGUCUAUGAAGUGAUGAGGAACUGCUGGCACCUGGAUGCCGCCAACCGGCCCACCUUCCUGCAGCUUAGGGAACAGCUAGAGCAUAUCAAAGCCCACGAGCUGCACCUGUGAACGCCAGGGUGGGGGUGGGGGCACCCCAUGGGCGUCCCGUGCCACCCUCUUCAAUCACCUGUCUCCCCUACCCUCAACACAAAGACUGAGGUGCUGUUGAGAACUGGACCAGCUCAGACUGAACCCCGUCCUGGGAAAGACUGUGCCCACCUUUCUGGCCUCCCCCCAGGACAGGCUGGGGACAGGGGGCGGGACUCGAUCCUGGGCUGGGGAGCAGCUGCCAGGUCCUUGAUCCCAAAGUGAAGCGGCCUCUGGCCCUGUCCCGGCUCCCCCCCAGCCCGAUCCCCCCCCAGCCUCCCGCCACCUCUUUUCCAUCACAGGAGGCCCACGUUGGCCUGUCCCUCUCUCACAGGUCAGCCGAGUGGGGACCAAAGGGGCUUGGGGGACCGCACUGAAACGGGAGGAAGGGGCGGACUCCCUUGUCUCCCCCUGUCCUCCUGGUUCCUGCCUGCCUCUCCUUCUCAUUUUCUUCCUUCUCCUUUUUUAUAAUUUUUUUGCGUUUUUUUUUUUAAUUUUCAAGUUGAGGAGAAAAAAAAAUACCCCACGUUGGGCAUUUUACAAGAAGUACGAAUCUCAUUCUUCAUGUAUUCAGGGCAGAGGGGGAAGGGAACGGAGAGCAAGGAAACGCCCCUCUCCCCAGGUUCUCCCCCUCCGACCCUCGUCAGAAGCAGCCCGUGCCCUCCCCUGCCCGUCUCCCAGCCUCGGGCCUCGUGUUUGCGCUUGACCCUGUCUCAAUGUUGCAUGCCGAUCCCAGAGGCCUUUGCGUUUCUGUCCGGUGCUUUAAUCUCAUGUAUUGCUGCCCACCCUGUGAGAUGAAACUGUAAUAAAUCAUUCCAUGAGGACACCCAACCUCCCUGCGUCCUCUCUGGGGGCCCGCCUCCCUCCACACCCCCACCCUGGGGGGGCCCCUCCGAACCCGGCUGGGGCUUGAGAGGAUCCCCCCCACGCCACUCUCCCUGUCAUCCUGUCCAUUCCCCUGUCUCUACGAGCAGGACUGUGCUUGUCCCGUUGUACCGAGUGAGGGGAGCGGCUGGGGCUUCUUGGGGAGAUGUCAGCUGCCUUCUGUUACCCGCAUGAGUGUCUCGUGUCCGUCACCAUCAGCGAGCUCUGGCCUCCCUCCUGCUUCAGUGGGAAGCCCGCCUCUCAUUCCGUGGGGGUGGGGCCCGUGACGACGGAGAAGUCGCAGAUGGGCGCCCGAAUUCUCGUGCUGUUGGCUCUGUGGCUUGGGGGUGGGGGUGUCUUCUGCUGUGUACCUCCCUGGUCCCGUCCCCAGCUCCUCCCCUUCUCCGGCCCCACCAGCUCCCAGGUCAGAUUGGGCAGAGUUACCGCAGAUGGGACAAGGUGUCAGCCGUCUGAGGCCUUUCAAACCCCCUUUAUUUUGAGGCUGUCGAGUAUGGAGAGGGGGGGAGGGAGAGGAGGGCUAACGUUCUCUGGGGCCGCAUUGGCGAUGGGACCGUGUUCCCUGGGGGGUGGCUAGGGACGGAGGCAGAAGCCCGAGUCCUAGGAGAACCAACCAACUCACAGGCUGGAGGAUUCAUGUAUGGGAGCCCCUUUGUACGUCCGCCCCAGGCAGGGGGAACCCACGAACCCAGGGCGUGGGGAACUCACGGAGGAAGACAAGGCUCUUGGAACAUAAUGGCCAUGGGCUUAAAUGUGGAUGUCUUAGGGACACUAUGUCCCACGGUGGAGAGAUUGGUGUUGGAAUCCGUGGCUAGGGAAGGCUUCCUGGAGGGACCAUGACUGGGUCCUGAGACUGAUGAGAUUUGGAAAAGAUGGAGGAUAGGUGGAUUGGGUGGGGGGGCAAGAGUUCUGUGCACCCCUCAAGGGCCCAGCGAAAGGCUGGGUGGAGAAAGGUCUCCCUUGACCAGUGAAGUUUGCUAAUACAUGAGCUCCUAUUGGAACAGCCUGAACAACCCCUUCAGCCACACAGCAUUUCCUACUGCUGAUCUUGUAACUCUUCCUGGAGUCCCAGAGGCCACACACAGCCCUUGAAUCUGGGCGUCGUCCACACCUAAGCCCCAGUUAUCUCCCCCUUUUUAGGGCCUGAUCCUUAACCACUAAACAGGCUUCCCAGGGCUUAUUCCCGGGGGGACACAUCUGCUUGAUGUGACACCCAGAGAAUGGGAAUGUUUGUGUUUUCCCGGGAGCAUUAUUUGUGGCUCAGGGACUUAGCCCACACAGACACGCUGAACCCUGGUUUGCUUAUCCAAUUCCCCUACCCAUCCAAUGGCUUCCAAUAAGUAACCUUUUUCUCCUUGGGGGACACCUUAGUGAGAGACUUGAUUGUAAUCCUACCAAACACAUUCAUCCUGGUUCCAGAGUUCACAAAAUUGAACAUCUGGGCCAACUAAGCAUCCUAAUAGGAAUUCCGCCUCCCCCUCCCCCCAAGAUGUCUCUGGCAAAUGGUCAUCCGACUUCUGGGAGCAGAGGAGAGCUCGCAGCUUCCAGACAGCCAAACUUCCCCUCCAUUCUUCCUCCUCCUGCACAGCCAAUUAUAGUAGCCUCCUACCUGGUUGGCCUGCCUUUUAUUUUUUCCCUUUUGUAACCAUGGUAAGGAUAUAAGGGUUGGGAUAGGGGAUUCCCAGGUGGGCACAUUCCUUCCACCAUUGCAGAGCGGCGCCUUCUCUGCCAUUAAUUGCCUACGGUACCACCAGGUUAAGUGACUUGGUGAGGUCAUAUGUCGUGAUUAUUUAUCAAAGCUAGGACUCCGAAAUCAAGUCUUCCUGCUUACGCAUGGUAGCCAGAAGGAUUUCUCUCUAACACCUACCUCUCACAGUCAAGCCAGUUUUAUACUCCCAAACCUUCUGUGGCUCCCUUUGGCCUGCUGAAUAAAAUCCAAGCUCAGCCUGGUAA
Sarcophilus harrisii (Tasmanian devil) is the source of this 4867-nucleotide messenger RNA. It is a transcript of the gene CSK, whose product is annotated as C-terminal Src kinase. The transcript is spliced from 13 exons. Lineage: Eukaryota; Metazoa; Chordata; Mammalia; Dasyuromorphia; Dasyuridae. Gene Ontology annotation, biological process: regulation of Fc receptor mediated stimulatory signaling pathway; adherens junction organization; protein phosphorylation. Gene Ontology annotation, molecular function: protein tyrosine kinase activity; protein binding; ATP binding. The record is from RefSeq and is a predicted model, not a curated record. The coding region runs from base 662 to 2014 and encodes 450 amino acids.